AUGUCUGAUCUUAUUGUAAAAGAAAUAAAGCGCCUCGGGCUCCUGGCAAAAGAAAAAAUACUUUUAUUCACUUACUUUACUUUAAAUGUAGAAAAAACAGCUGUUGUAGCAUCUUAUCUUAAUGACUUAGAUGAUGAUGAUGAAAAACGUAUUUAUUUGAGGUCUCUAAUCUUUCUACCUGGCUUGCCAUACAUAGAACCAGAACCUUUGCUUCGCACUUCUGGUGCGAAUUGGGAGUAUCAGCCUGACCCAUCUUUGAAGCAGAUUUUGCGGGAAGCGCUUAGAAAGCAUCAUAAAAAUUUUACUUUAGGGCGUAUUGACAAAAAAUCAGAUCUGCCAUUAUAUCUCUUCCUUUCUGGGGCCGGUACCGGCAAAUCUCGAAACGCUAACGAAUUUCACCAGACGGCAAUCACAUGUUUGUCAGCUCAAGAAGAUGGGGAGCUGUUGACCAAGAUUAAAGAAGCUUGGGUAUUCCAUACCAGCUAUGAGAAUGGCUUCAGCUUAAAAAAUGGGGAAGACAACCCUUAUCUUGCUAUCGGGACUCGUAUGCUAUUUCAACUUCUUAGAAAGCAGAUGGACCUUGAUGAAAUUAUCGAUACAUACAAGCCACCAAGUCCGAUGGAUGUUGUGAAAUUGAUUGCCAAACACUAUAACCGAGACAUGAAAAGUGCUACAGUCAUUUUGAUUGUUGACGGAAUGCAACAGCUUAUGAAGGACAAAGAUGAUGGUUUAAAGUUAGAUUCUAUGUUUUAUAGAACUUUGACAUCGUUUGCAGAUCUUGCGUUUAGUGGCACUUUCAUAAUACCUGUUUGUACCUCAACUAUCACUGGACCGAUUGAUGGUGUGUUGAGAAAUUUGACAAGGGAUCGUGUAUACCUUCCGGUCUCUUCUCUACAACCUCCAAACGAUCAACAGGGAGUCCCGGUCUUUAAAAAUGAUAAGAUUACUAAUACUAUUGUGGAAGACUGCGGAGGACAUGGAAGGGCUCUAGAAGUUCUGAAUGAUUGCUUGGACGGUCGUAGCAUUGAAGAAUGCAAUGUCGAUACUUUGAUGAACGAUCUGCGUUAUAACCUUACUAAAAAAUACCGUGAUGCUAUUUUUAGUUCUGUGGAAGAAGCCAGGCCUAUUGCGCGAGCAAUAUUGACUAGAUGCCUCUUAAAUAGAUAUAAACCUAUUCCCAAAACUGACAAAACACCAGAUGAAUUUGUUGGGAGUGGGAUGAUUCGAUUCGAGCAAAUAGAAAACACACCAAAAGGAUACCUCACUGCACCGUACAUCUGGCUCUGGAUAUUUGUAGAGAUGUCUCAACGGCUAGGAGAUCCAAUACUUCGGGAUUGGGAAUUUGCUGAUUAUGGAGAGCAAAGAGCACUCUUGAAUCCAGUAACAUCGUUGCAAGCCAAGUCAUGGCAGAGUUUUGAAAAAUUUGUCGUAUCAUUUCGUUGUAUAAAAUCAGCUGUGAUUGAAGAAAAUGAAACAACUUCGAUCUCAGAGGUUCAUGCGGGAGCACGUUUGAAUGGCGAUAUCCAAUUUAAAAACCACAAUCUACAACUUGAAGUUGCAAAACACCAUACAGACACAAGGUCUAAAACUCUUACUGCAAGCGAAUGGAAUGUUGAUUGCUAUAAUUCUACUGUUGAUGUCCGGAAAUUCAAACACUGUAUUAUUAAUGCCCCAGCUUCACCAUAUGGAGUUUCCUUCCUUUCAUUAGAUCAGCCGGGUACUGAGAGUCCGAAUGAAAUCCACCAAUUCAAAUUACGAAAAAAAGCAGUCAGUAAAAAGGAAUACCAAGAAGAGCGUGAAAAAUCUGCAUCAGAAAAUGAUUUUUUCAUCCUCUUUACAUCUGCAAAUUGUAAUAUUGAAAUUCCGAAAAGGUCUGGAAUUGUAGAUAGAAAUGCAUUUACGAACUAUUUUGGACCAUUUGCUGGAAGAGCAUACAGAUCCGCUAUGGCUAAUCCCUCUAUCUAUAAUAAUAAUAAAGUCAAGAAUAUCCAUACUGUUUCUCUUGGACAAAUCCGCAACAUGAAUCAAAUUAGCAAAGAACAAGUGAAUGCAAAAACAAAGAUACCAAUGAAGAAUUUUUAUUUCCGAAAAGGGCUUCACGUGAUUUCUCGCGUUUUUCCUCGAUUCAUUUGA
Messenger RNA from Rhizophagus irregularis DAOM 181602=DAOM 197198, 2133 nucleotides. RefSeq lists its product as uncharacterized. The record is from RefSeq and is a predicted model, not a curated record. NCBI's taxonomy places the organism in Eukaryota, Fungi, Glomeromycota, Glomeromycetes, Glomerales, Glomeraceae.